AUGCCUGAAGACACCACCAGUUCGGCUGGUGAAGCCCUCGAAAAGGAAGCCGAACGCGACCUUCGCAUUGCGUUCGAUGAUGCAGCUCAUCCCAGGGGCAGAGCUGAAGACCGGGGAAAUCACAGAGACUCUCGCUCCCUGUCUCGUCGCAGAUCCAUGAGCCGUGAUGGCAUCACCACGGCUCCCUAUUCUGGCCUUCCGAUUACAUAUCGAACCCUUUCUAUCCAGGUCGCAGAGUCUCGCAAGGCCGAAAGCGACUCUGCGGACAUCAAGGCAAGCAAAAAAGACGACGAGGACUACUUUGCCAACUUGAGCUUUCAUCAACUGCAGGCCGGCCAGCUGUGCCAGCAACUCAAUGUUUCCGAGUCACUGGGCCUUUCAGAGAGCUCUGCUGCCAACAGACUCCAGCGAGACGGCGGCAAUACCUUGCCAAGGCCAAAGACCAAUUAUGUCAGGAAAUUACUCUUGUAUGUCUUUGGCGGCUUUUGUUCCGUGCUCUGGGUUGGUGUUGUAAUCUUCUUCAUCUGUUGGAGACCGCUGAGCAACCCUCCUUCCCCUACCAAUCUCGCCCUCGCCAUCCUCGUCAUCUUGGUCAUCAUGCUUCAGGCUGGCUUUUCCGCCUUCCAAGACUGGUCGACGUCGAGAACCAUGAAGUCCAUCACCGACCUGCUGCCAGCAGAGGCGCUGGUCCUGAGAGACGGGCAGUUGAAAAAGAUGCCAGCCACUCAACUUGUCAGCGGAGACAUUGUCCAUCUGAAGAUUGGCAACAAGGUCCCUGCCGACAUGCGCCUCAUCAGUCACUCGGGGGAUAUUCGAUUCGACCGGGCGGUUCUCACGGGCGAAUCCGACGAGAUCCAGGGUGCCGUUGACAUGACGGACCAAAACUUCCUGGAAAGCCGCAACAUUGCCCUGAUGGGCACGCUGGUCGUGAACGGCAGCGGUGUGGGCGUCGUCAUCUUGACUGGUCCUCGAUCCGUCAUGGGCCGUAUCGCCAAGGCGACGGCUUCCACCGAAGAACGUGCUACUCUUAUUCAAAAAGAAAUCUGGCGCUUUGUUUACAUCAUCGUGGCGCUGACGGUUACUCUGGCACUUUUGAUUCUCUUCACCUGGCUCGGCUGGCUGCGUCGGGACCACCCUGGCUUCAUGGAUGUUGUGGCCAUGCUGAACAAUGUCAUGGGCUGUGUGGUGGCUUUCAUCCCCGAAGGCAUGCCUGUGGCCGUCGCUCUGACUCUGAUGAUGGUGGCCCGGAAGAUGAAGGCCGUCAAUAUCCUGCCCAAGGGCCUUUCCACGGUCGAAACGCUGGGAUGUGUCAAUGUCAUCUGCUCAGACAAGACGGGCACGCUGACCCAGAACCAAAUGCAUGUCAACUCGGCGUCCUUUAUCGAUGGACCGAUCGAUCUCGACGAAUUCUACCGAACCGCAGACGGCGACAAGGCCGAGGCAAGCCAUGCCAGAUUACUUGCGGCUGCCUCUCACUGCAACGAUGCCACAUUCGACCCUACAACCAUGAAGGCGCCGGUCCGCAGCCGGGAGGUCCAAGGAAAUGCCACCGACGCCGCCGUCCUUCGGUUUGCAGCCACGGCCAGCGGCAACGACUUUGGCACUGCAACAGCGCCCCGCCUGUUCCAAAUCGCCUUCAACUCCAAGAACAAGUGGAUGCUCACACUGCACCGCAAGGAACCGCGCGGCGAUGGUGAUGGCUCGUUGGACGACUACCAGGUUUUCGUCAAGGGCGCGCCCGACGUGCUGCUGCCAACCUGCACCAAGUACUGGUCCAGAAGGACAAACUCGGUGCAGCCCAUGGAUGAGACGGCCCGGGCCACCUUCAAGAAUUACCAGGACAAGCUGUCGAGAAACGCGGAACGUGUCAUUGUGCUCUGCGAGAAGACGUUUCGCGCAAAGAACGCCGUGGGCACCAAUGCCUUUAGCGACGAGGUUGCCCUGUCUGCCACCGAGGACCUCACCAUUGUUGGAAUCCUGGGCAUCAUCGAUCCCGCUCGACCCGAAACCGCAUACACGGUUGCCGAAUGCCGACGUGCCGGUGCGCGCUUCUUCAUGGUGACGGGCGACUACGGCCUUACCGCGGCGGCCAUUGCUCGCAACACGGGUAUUUUCAGCAGUGAGCACGACCCCGACACCAUCGACACCAUCAAAGGCGGCAAGGCCAUGUCGGCCGCACUGCUCGCCGCCGCUCGGAAGGCUGGCGAGCGACACAGCCUGCUGCUCGAGGGUCAGAGCCUGGGCGGGCUGGUGCAGGAAGACUGGGACAGGAUCUGCGAGUACGGAGAGAUUGUGUUUGCCAGAACGACGCCCGAGCAAAAGCUGCGCAUCGUGGAAGAGUUCCGGAGACGCGACAACGUGGUUGCCGUGACGGGAGACGGCGUCAACGACGCCCCUGCCCUGCGAGCGGCGGACGUGGGCGUGGCCAUGGUGACGGGCAGCGACGUUGCCAUCGAGGCUGCCGACCUCGUCCUGCUGGACAGAUUCGACUCCAUCAUCGAAGCCAUACGAUGGGGCAGACUGGUGUUCCAGAACCUCCAAAAGGUGAUUGCGUACCUGCUGCCGGCGGGCUCGUGGUCGGAAAUAUGGCCUGUGCUGGUCAACGUCUUCUUUGGCGUGCCGCUGCCGCUGAGCUCGUUCCUCAUGAUCAUCAUCUGCGUCUUCACGGACCUGUUCCUCUCGCUGUCGCUCAUCAUGGAGCGGGAGGAGUUCGACCUGCUCUCCCUGCCGCCGCGGAACCACAAACGCGACCACCUCAUCACGGCCAGGAUCUACGUCCAAGCCUACCUCUUCACGGGCUUCAUGGAGACGGUCACGGCGCACGCCAUGUUCUUCUUCUACUACUGGAGGGCGGCGGGCAUCCCCAUCAGAAGCCUCUUCUUUGCGUUUGAAAAGUACGCCGACGGCUUCUACGGCUACAGCGAGGAGCAGCUGAAGCACUUCAACGCCGUGGGCCAGAGCGUCUACUUUGUCACGCUGGUGAUCCUGCAGUGGGGGAACAUUCUGGCGGUCCGCAACCGGCGGCUGAGCAUCGUCCAGGCCGAUCCCGUCACGGAGAAGAGGCGCAACCCCUGGCUCAUGCUCAGCAUGACCAUCUCCCUCGUCAUUGCAGUUUUCGUGACCGAGGUCCCGGGCAUCCAGUCGCUGUUUGGCACGGCAAGCGUUCCCAUCGAGUUUUGGCUCAUCCCCCUCCCGUUGGCCGUGGGCAUUCUUUGCAUGGACGAGAUUAGAAAAGUGGCGGUCAGACUGUUCCCCAAUGGUCCGGUGGCCAAGAUUGCAUGGUAG
This is a messenger RNA of Metarhizium album ARSEF 1941, 3285 nucleotides long. Its product is annotated as cation-transporting ATPase pma1. Gene Ontology annotation, biological process: sodium ion export across plasma membrane; proton transmembrane transport; intracellular potassium ion homeostasis. Gene Ontology annotation, cellular component: membrane. The coding region runs from base 1 to 3285 and encodes 1094 amino acids. The record is from RefSeq and is a predicted model, not a curated record. The transcript has a single exon. Gene Ontology annotation, molecular function: ATP binding; ATP hydrolysis activity; P-type sodium:potassium-exchanging transporter activity. NCBI's taxonomy places the organism in Eukaryota, Fungi, Ascomycota, Sordariomycetes, Hypocreales, Clavicipitaceae.